AUGAUCAAUGACGUUGGUAACGAGAUCUUCUCCCACUUUGCAUUCAUGUCUGUACAUUUCAAAGCUGGAUGGUUGGGACAAGGCUCCAAUUGUACACAGCCAGAUCAGCAUGAGCUAGGUUGGAGCAAUGUUGCCAUUGCGUCGAGUCUAAUAGUGGUAAAUGGUGUCGUGUCCGUGCUAUUCGGGCUGGGACUGGAAAAAACAUUAAUAAUUUCGGCGACAAGAUGUCUGGUCCAACUGACUAUAAUGGGAUAUGUUCUGAAGCCUGUGUUUGAGCACAAUGAUCCCCUCUUUGUUUUCGCCCUUGCCUUAACCCUUAUCUUAAUAUCCACAGUGGAGAUUGUGUACAACAAAAGCAAGCAUCGACACGACUACAUGUUUGCUACCGUAUUGGCUGCCAUGUUGUUUAGUGUCACUUUAACCUCUUUUAUUGGCAAUGCCUUUGCAAUCCAGGCUGACCCUUGGUGGCUGCCACGCACAUAUAUUCCAACUCUGGGCAUGCUGUUGGGGAACUCUAUGUCCGGCAUGGCCUUGGGACUGAGCAGCGUGUUGGGACAGGCUGCCGAUAAUAAAGACCGGAUAGAGCUUUAUCUUUCAUUUGGGGCGUCUCGAUGGGAAGCAGCUCGACCUGUCUGUGCAGAGGCAAUAAAAACGGCCUUGCUACCAGUGUUAAACAACAUGAGCGUAAUGGGGUUAAUCUCGAUACCAGGAAUGAUGACAGGGCAAAUACUGGGUGGGGCCAAAAUUGCGGACGCUGUUCGCUAUCAACAGAUUAUCAUGUUCAUGAUCAGCGCAUCUUGCGCGAUUGCGACAGUUAUGGCGGUAUUGAGUUGUGUCUUCAUCAUAUUUGAUGAUCAUUCACGAUUACGGAUGGAUCGCAUAUUGAAGGACGCGAAGAAAAGAAAGACGGCGACAAGGUUUUGGACGAAUGUGAUGAAGAGAUUCAAAGGCCGUAAUCAGGUGGAUCAUGCAAAUGGACAAAACGGCUCUGAAGCAGAGGCUCUUUUGCGUUGAAGACAUAAUAAAUCCAGUGAUGGGCGUUAAUAAUAAGGUGUCCAUUAAGGUAUCUAUUACAGAUGUCCAUCAACUUCUGCAAUCCUAGACAGGCAUCUACCGUCUGGCAAAUACCGUAAGUGGUAAGGAGAGAUCUGUCCAUGUAUCUACUAGGCCAUCA
Molecule: messenger RNA, 1174 nt
Organism: Spizellomyces punctatus DAOM BR117
Lineage: Eukaryota; Fungi; Chytridiomycota; Chytridiomycetes; Spizellomycetales; Spizellomycetaceae
Product: TIGR00245 family protein
Exons: 13
Coding region: 1-1014 (337 amino acids)
Source: RefSeq, a predicted model, not a curated record